Molecule: messenger RNA, 1017 nt
Organism: Necator americanus (New World hookworm)
Lineage: Eukaryota; Metazoa; Nematoda; Chromadorea; Rhabditida; Ancylostomatidae
Exons: 1
Coding region: 1-1017 (338 amino acids)
Source: RefSeq, a predicted model, not a curated record
AUGACGUUGUUAUUUUUGAGGCAAUUGAACCUCAGAAAGAAUAAAUAUGAUCAUGGAGGCGAUCGGUGGCGUGAAAAAGAUCCUGUCAUCCGCAGGAUUCGAACCUGCGCCCUCCGAAGAGGACUGCGACCUGAACGCAGCGCCUUAGACCACUCGGCCAGAAUGACGACGUUGUUUUGGGAGUGCUUGAACCUCAGAAGGAUUAAAUAUGAUCACGGAGGCGAUCGGUGGCGUGAAAAAGAUCCUGUCAUCCGCAGGAUUCGAACCUGCGCCCUCCGAAGAGGACUGCGACCUGAACGCAGCGCCUUAGACCACUCGGCCAGAAUGACGACGUUAUUUUGGGAGUGUUUGAACCUCAGAAGGAUUAAAUAUGACCAUGGAGGCGAUCGGUGGCGUGAAAAAGAUCCUGUCAUCCGCAGGAUUCGAACCUGCGCCCUCCGAAGAGGACUGCGACCUGAACGCAGCGCCUUAGACCACUCGGCCAGAAUGACGUUGUUAUCUUUGAGGCAAUUGAACCUCAGAAGGAUUAAAUAUGAUCAUGGAGGCGAUCGGUGGCGUGAAAAAGAUCCUGUCAUCCGCAGGAUUCGAACCUGCGCCCUCCGAAGAGGACUGCGACCUGAACGCAGCGCCUUAGACCACUCGGCCAGAAUGACGUUGUUAUUUUUGAGGCAAUUGAACCUCAGAUGGAAUAAAUAUGAUCAUGGAGGCGAUCGGUGGCGUGAAAAAGAUCCUGUCAUCCGCAGGAUUCGAACCUGCGCCCUCCGAAGAGGACUGCGACCUGAACGCAGCGCCUUAGACCACUCGGCCAGAAUGACGACGUUGUUUUGCGAGUGCUUGAACCUCAGAAGGAUUAAAUAUGAUCAUGGAGGCGAUCGGUGGCGUGAAAAAGAUCCUGUCAUCCGCAGGAUUCGAACCUGCGCCCUCCGAAGAGGACUGCGACCUGAACGCAGCGCCUUAGACCACUCGGCCAGAAUGACGUUGUUAGUUUUGAAGGCAAUUGAACCUCAGAAGGAUUAA